Messenger RNA from Manihot esculenta (cassava), 351 nucleotides. RefSeq lists its product as uncharacterized. Lineage: Eukaryota; Viridiplantae; Streptophyta; Magnoliopsida; Malpighiales; Euphorbiaceae. The transcript has a single exon. The record is from RefSeq and is a predicted model, not a curated record. The coding region runs from base 1 to 351 and encodes 116 amino acids.
AUGGGAAAUUGCUGUAGACGAGGCUCGUCCUCGGCGGUGUGGGCUGGUGACGACUGGGGUUCGGUGGGACAAGAACUGAAGAGAGCUCGGAAUCAUAACACCAUCAUAGAAAGGCAGAGGCUACUAGGCGAAGAGAUGGGAGCUCGGGAGGUGACCGUCAAGAUUACGAAGAGGGAACUGGAAGCGUUAAUGGAAAGAGUUGAGAUGCAGGGCUUGUCCAUGGAACAAGUUCUUGUUAAGUUGAUAAACUCUGGUGAUAAUUUUGAAAUACUGGAGUUUGAGGAUCAUCAACACCAUCAUCAUCAUAGAUCUUGGAAGCCAGCACUUCAGAGUAUUCCAGAGGUGAAUUAG